AGAAGAAGAAUUGCGCUUUUACGGAAUGACGUCAUAGGUCAGAGCGACGGACGCACAGUAAACGAAACAUGGCGGCGCAAACGAAGAAAGUGUUUGAGAUUUUCGUGACUAAAGUACCAUGGACCAUAUCCUUCAAGGAGAUGAGGGAGUACUUUGGACAGUUUGGUCAAGUUAAGAGGUGUAUGAUACCAUUGGACAGGGCAACAGGCUUCCAUAAAGGUUAUGGCUGGGUUGGAUUCUCAUCAGAAGAAGGAUUAAACAAUGCACUGCAGAAAGACCCCCACACUCUGGACGGAGCCAAGCUCCAGGUCCAGAGGAACAGACGUCCGUUCACAGAUCAGAAGACAAACAAAGACAGUGAAUUUGACUGACUUUAAAACAACAAAUUAAAGAUACUCUGUUGAAAUUCUCAGACACAGAGUCUCUCAGUCUGCACCAACUGCUUGAUAUGUGACAUGUUUCUAAAUCUGUUUGGGCCCAUAGGAAACUUUAGACCAAAACACAACCACUAGUGUUUAAUUUUCCAUUCUGUAUUCUCUGUUGGGCCCCUCCCUGAGAGUUUUCCUGCACAUUUAGGGAGUUUGGGUCUGAGCGUUUUUGUUUCUGUACUGAUGGACACUAUACAAAUAUAGAUUGAUUGAUUGAU
Messenger RNA from Labrus mixtus (cuckoo wrasse), 646 nucleotides. RefSeq names its product SRA stem-loop interacting RNA binding protein (gene slirp). The transcript has 4 exons. Gene Ontology annotation, molecular function: RNA binding. Lineage: Eukaryota; Metazoa; Chordata; Actinopteri; Labriformes; Labridae. The record is from RefSeq and is a predicted model, not a curated record. The coding region runs from base 69 to 371 and encodes 100 amino acids.